This is a messenger RNA of Impatiens glandulifera, 1841 nucleotides long. Its product is annotated as organic cation/carnitine transporter 7-like. Gene Ontology annotation, biological process: transmembrane transport. Bases 327 to 1757 code for a protein of 476 amino acids. The transcript has 5 exons. Gene Ontology annotation, molecular function: transmembrane transporter activity. NCBI's taxonomy places the organism in Eukaryota, Viridiplantae, Streptophyta, Magnoliopsida, Ericales, Balsaminaceae. The record is from RefSeq and is a predicted model, not a curated record. Gene Ontology annotation, cellular component: membrane.
AUGAGAAAAUAAAGAUUUAUCGUAAAGGAACAAACUACAAAACCUGCAAUUGUUUUUGAUUAAAAAUUUCUGGGUUUGACUCUUCAACGCGUCUUCCGACCUCCAUUGUUAAUCUUUGUAUAGCUUUAUCUGCAACUCACAUGAUCAAGUAAUCUUUCUCUAAUAUGCUGAGCUGAAAACCCAAUCGGCAGCAAUUCUUCUUCUCUUCCCUCCCUCUCUCUAGCUAAUAAAUUGAUGACCUACUUCCACCAUUAGUGAUUAUUGCUUUCCACAUGGUGGUGAAUUCAACAUUCAACAAUUUGUGAUCCAGAUAUCUUCUUCUUCAGAUGGAAAUCCAGGCUUCUACAUACACACUGGAUGAGGCACUUUCUAUUAUUGGGUUUGGGAAAUUCCAGGGAUAUGCACUAGCUUAUGCUGGACUUGGGUCAAUAGCAGAAGCCAUGGAAAUAAUGCUUCUUUCCUUCAUAGGAACUGCAGUAGCAUCUGACUGGAAUCUCUCUUCAGAUCAAGAGAGUAUGAUAACUAGCAUUGUGUUUUCUGGCAUGCUAAUAGGAGCUUAUUCAUGGGGUGUUGUAUCAGACAACUAUGGGAGAAAGAAGGCUUUUCUUGGACUUUGUACUGUUACUGCUGUGGCUGGAUUAUUAAGUUCUUUCUCUCAAGAUUAUGUUAGCUUAGUAAUUGCACGUUGGCUCGUUGGUAUUGGAUUGGGUGGAGGACAUCUAUUCUCCACAUGGUUUCUUGAAUUUGUUCCUACGCCAAACAGAGGCACUUGGAUGGUUAUCUUUUCAACUUUUUGGACGGUUGGAACCAUCCUUGAGUCUGGUCUUGCAUGGAUUAUCAUGCCUAGAUUAGGGUGGAGAGUGCUACUUGCAUUGUCUUCAAUUCCAGCUUUCACUUUGCUUGCUUUAUACAGUCUAACUCCCGAAACUCCAAGGUUCUUGAUUAUGAAAGGUAGAAUAGAUGAAGCACAUGCCAUUUUAGAAAAGAUAGCACACUUGAACCAAACUAUACUCCCAUCUGGUCAGUUGGUUCCUGAUCAUAUAGAAGAUUCUUCUUUAUCAGAAGAUACCCAUUUACUCACCACCAGAAAGAAAACCGACCCCGGUUUCAUAAAACACUUGUCCCUGAAUUCUGUUCUCAUCUCACCCAAGUUCAUCAGAACAACCAUUUUACUGUGGUUCGUUUACUUUGGAAAUACAUUUACUUACUACGGCGUUGUACUUUUAACCACCGAGCUUAGCAGUGGGCAGAAUCGAUGUACUGGCAUGGAUCGUUUGCAUUCCAGACCUAAAAUGGACACUAGCCUCUACUUUGAUGUAUUUGUGUCUAGUUUGGCCGAGUUUCCAGGGCUGGUGAUUUCAGCUAUAAUUCUCGAUAGAGUUGGAAGGAAGCAUUCUAUGGCAAUUAUGCUCACAGUUGGUUUAUUCUUGCUUCUCCCAUUGGCAUGGCAACAAAGCCAGAAUCUAACCAUGACUUUGUUAUUUUGCGCGAGAAUGUUUGUUUCAGCUACUUUCACCGUCGCUUGCAUAUAUACUCCCGAGGUGUAUCCGACAAAUGUGAGAUCGACGGGGGUUGGUGUGGCAACUGCAAUUGGAAGAGUAGGGGGAAUGAUAUGUCCUCUUGUGGCGAUUACGUUAGUAAGUAAUUGUCAUCAAACAGCCGCGAUAUUUAUGUUUGAAGCGGUAAUAGUUCUUUUAGGAAUUUGUGUUGUUCUUUUACCAUUUGAAACCAUGGGGAAGGAAUUAUCAGAUAUGUAACAUGUAAUGUAGGUGUGUUUUAAAUGUCACUGAAUUUGAAAUGUAUCAUUAUAAUAAAGGUGAUGGAAUUAUAAUUUCAUUCUA